CACCCAUCAUACGCUGGGAAUUCACUGCUCCGAAGCGCAGUCACCUGCUGAACUGAAAGGUACUGAAAUCGGACCGCGGCAGAGGGCCACCUGUCUAUCGAUCAGCCGCGGAAGAGAGACAGCCUGACCUAAAGCGCCGCUUGGAGAGGAACCGGAGGGGAGCUCCGGGCCGCCACAGCCACCUCAGCAGCUGCGAGCCGCCAUCGCCUUGGGCCUCCACCCGUCACUACCAUGGCCGAGGAAGAGUCUGCCUCUACAUCUUACACAGAAGAUGAUUUCUACUGUCCGAUAUGCCAAGAAGUCUUCAAAACGCCAGUUCGCAUCGCGGCGUGUCAACACGUUUUUUGCAGAAAAUGUUUCCUUACUGCAAUGAAGGAGAGCCGGAUCCACUGCCCGCUGUGCCGUGGGAAUGUGACUAGGAGAGAACGAGCUUGUCCAGAGAGGGCUCUAGACCUCGAAACCAUCAUGAGAAGUUUUCCUGGUAAUUGCCGAUGCUGUUCCCAACGUGUUGAACUCAUUCGCAUGAGGCAGCACUACAAAACUUGCGAAAAGUACCAAGAUGAGUUUGGAGUUUCUAUACCUGCUUCAGGAUUCCAACUGUCUCCAGACACCGUGGGCAACAGUGACAACCAGGCACCAGCCGCAGAGAAUGCCGAGGCUUUUCAAGAGGAUGACAACGUGAGCCCACCUGAUCAGCCCACUUUCGAUUGUCCUCUGUGUGAAGAAGUGAGCAUGACCAGACAACAUUUGCUGGAUCAUUGCAACCGCAGCCACCGAGGUCAUGUUGUUCCAGUCAUUUGUCCCAUUUGUCUAUCUCUUCCGUGGGGUGACCCUACUCAACUUACCAGAAAUUUUGUUGCCCAUCUUAAUCAGAGGCAUCAGUUUGAUUAUGGAGAUUUUGUGAAUCUUCAGCUGGAUGAGGAAACCCAGUAUCAAAUUGCCAUCGAGGAGUCCUUCCAUGUCAACAUCUAGAGAGACUUUCCUCAGGUCUAUAAUUGCUCCUAAGGGACAAUUUACACAAAAUUAUCCUUUCAAUAACUUGAUGUUUUAAAUAAAAGUAAUCA
Messenger RNA from Grammomys surdaster, 1064 nucleotides. RefSeq names its product E3 ubiquitin-protein ligase RNF138-like. Lineage: Eukaryota; Metazoa; Chordata; Mammalia; Rodentia; Muridae. The coding region runs from base 232 to 972 and encodes 246 amino acids. The transcript has a single exon. The record is from RefSeq and is a predicted model, not a curated record.